GGCCGAUUUAGCCAGACGAUCUGGGGCUGCCAGUCAUUUUCGGUGAAAGAAGCACUCCCGACGGUUGUUACGCCGAAAACGUGGAUUUGGAAGAAGCCUUUUCGGUCGGUUCGAAGGCGCGAGGCUUCCGGUAGGACCGGCUCGCGAACCUCUUUCACUUGUCUAUUCGUUGCUGCCGAAGUAGUUGCGUGA
Messenger RNA from Protopolystoma xenopodis, 192 nucleotides. The record is from the annotation of a GenBank genome assembly. Lineage: Eukaryota; Metazoa; Platyhelminthes; Monogenea; Polystomatidea; Polystomatidae.